AUGGGCCAAAUUGAUUCUAACUUUAAGCAACCUCAGGGCUGUGACAGUAAAAACACAACUUUAAACCUUGAAAUGAUUUUAACUAAAAGCAGGAUUAUUAAAAGUAUUCAUCUUUUCCACAGUGUAGUGUUGUUUGUCGAUGAAGCUGAUGCUUUCCUAAGAAAGAGAAGCAAGGUAUCUAUCAGUGAAAACCUUAGGAGUACAUUAAAUGCUUUUCUAUACAGAACAGGAGAGGCUAGCAGCAAGUUUAUGUUAGUUCUUGCCAGUAAUCAGCCUGAUCAGUUUGACUGGGCUAUCAAUGACAGGUUAGACGAUCUGGUUCACUUUGAUCUUCCUGGGGAAGAGGAAAGAUACCGACUUCUAAAGCAAUACUUUACACAAUAUGUCCUCUCUCCUCCUCGUACUUCAUGGUGGAGACGUCAAAAGAUGAUACCCACGCCACCUGACAUAAACUGGGAGGAAUGUUUCAAGAAAAUGUCAACAGACGUUGCUGGUUUCUCUGGUAGAGAGAUUGCUAAAUUAGCAGUAGCAUGGCAGGCUGCAGCUUAUGGUUCUCCUGGUGGUGAGCUGACGGUGAAGAUGAUUAAUGAUUGUGUGAAUGAAAUGAUAUCACAACACAAGCAAAAGAGAGUCUGGCAAGAUGACGAAGUUAUUAAUGAAUAAUAAUAAAAAUUAUUAUUAAUUAUUAUAAUUAAUAUCAGAAGUGAAAGUCUGCCUUAACAAUGUAUAAUAGUGUGUAUAGUUUAAAAACAAUUAAUUUAUUA
Messenger RNA from Amphimedon queenslandica, 764 nucleotides. RefSeq names its product ATPase family AAA domain-containing protein 3-B-like. Gene Ontology annotation, molecular function: ATP hydrolysis activity; ATP binding; zinc ion binding. NCBI's taxonomy places the organism in Eukaryota, Metazoa, Porifera, Demospongiae, Haplosclerida, Niphatidae. Gene Ontology annotation, biological process: mitochondrion organization. The coding region runs from base 1 to 663 and encodes 220 amino acids. The record is from RefSeq and is a predicted model, not a curated record. The transcript is spliced from 5 exons. Gene Ontology annotation, cellular component: mitochondrion.